UAAUGAGGAAACUGCUGGUUCCGGGACUGGUCAUCUGCUCCGUCUACCUAAUCGUCAUCAACCAUUUCAUUAAUUGCCCAGGUUCGCCGCUCUCCGCACCCGCCAGUCCUCCCGCAGGCGAGUCUCCGACCAAUCUCAGCCACCUUCUCUUCGGAGUAGUAAGCUCCGCAGAAUCAUGGAGGGCCCGGUGUCCCCUCGUCGAAGCCUGGUGGCUGCCGAACGUCACGCGGGGCUUUGUCUUUCUAGAUACGCCGCCGGCGGGGAGGCUCCUCCCGUGGCGCCCGACUUCGCCGCCGUUCCGGGUCUCCGACAACACGUCUCGGCUGGAGCAGGAAACCAACCACGCGGCUCCGAUCAUGGUCCGGAUGGUGCACGCCAUUCAGGAGGCGUAUAGAGAGGCCGGAAACGGAGUGAGAUGGUUCGUGAUGGGGUUCGACGAUUCCGUCUUCUUCGUGGAGAAUUGGGUCGACGUUCUGGGGAAGUACGAUCAUAGAAAGUAUUAUUACAUUGGUGGGUAUUCCGAGACGGUUAUGUCGAAUUACUUAUUCUCGUUCGAGCAGGCGUUCGGCGGCGGCGGGUUUGCGCUGAGCUACCCGCUGGCGGCAGCGAUGGCGAAGGAUCUGGACGGGUGUAUAAGGAGGAGCUCGCAGGUGCCUUCGCACGACACGAUUGUGCAGUACUGCGUUAACGAGUUGGGAGUUUCUCUUACUGUGGAGAAAGGAAUUCAUCAGAUUGAUCUACGAGGGGACAUAUCAGGACUUCUAUCAGCCCAUCCACAAUCUCCGUUGCUGUCCCUCCACCACCUCCCUCACGUUCGCCCCAUCUUCCCCUCCAUGGACCGGUUCACGUCCGUAAGCCAUCUCAUCAACGCUGCUACAAACUCUGAUCAGUCCCGUUUGCUCCAGCAAACCAUCUGCUACCACAGGCCAAAGCACUGGUCUUUUUCAGUCUCGUGGGGCUACGCCGUCCACAUUUACGAGCAUCUCCACCCUCGCUUCGUCCUCAAGAGGCCGCUCGAGACGUUCGAGCCCUGGAAGGACUUGGCCAAGAAUCCAAAGUUCAUGUUCAACACAAGGUCGCCAUGCGAGACCCCCUCUGUUUUCUUCUUGGAAUCCAUGGAAAACGCCACCUCCCCAGACCGUAUUGUUGGCUCCUACGUCCGGUCGCCGCCCCCUCCUCGCCCCCAGUGUCACUUGAAAGGAGACGGAUCGUCCCUUCGCAUCGCUAAAGUUCGGGUUUUCUCGUCUGCCACGAAGCUGGCCGGGGUUGAAAGAAGUGAAUGUUGUGACAUUGUGCACGAGGAUGGCUCCACUGUUGCAGAGGUCAAGCUAAGGGCUUGCAGGGAUGAUGAGAUUAUUGGAUAAUGAGCCAUGAUCAAAUCAAGAGUUAGAUGGAGAAUUUACUCUAAUUUUGUGCAACCGAUCGAUCGAAGCAGGUAAAUUAUAUAUUUUGAUCCAGCCUAACAUUUUUGGGAUUUUCAUCUAUAUUUUAACUGAUUUACUACAUCUUUUAUUCGGAAAAUGUAUUAUGGGAAAAUGGCUCUAAAAGACUAUGCUUCUCUUCAAUGUAUGGUCAGCAAUAUGGAAAGGUUACUCUUAACAUUUCUUUUUUCUUUUUCUUUUUUUAUUUUUCCUCUGGAAACUUUUAUUCAAAAAUAUGUUG
Diospyros lotus (date-plum) is the source of this 1662-nucleotide messenger RNA. RefSeq lists its product as uncharacterized. Bases 3 to 1364 code for a protein of 453 amino acids. NCBI's taxonomy places the organism in Eukaryota, Viridiplantae, Streptophyta, Magnoliopsida, Ericales, Ebenaceae. Gene Ontology annotation, molecular function: acetylglucosaminyltransferase activity. The transcript is spliced from 3 exons. The record is from RefSeq and is a predicted model, not a curated record.